AUGGAGGCAAUAUCAAUUAAGGAGCCAAACCCGGCCUCCCGCCUUCGUCGUUGGCCUCGCGUCUCGGAGGCGGCGACCGAGGAAGACUGGAGAAAGCGUUUAGUGGCCUCCUGGCGGGGAGUACGUCCGCGUGACUCAGCAUGGGAGUUGCCGGAUCUGAAACAGUUCGAGGAGUCCCUGCCCCGUGCACAGCGGACGGGGAAGGAGUUGAUAGCCGCAGCCGUGCAGCAGAGGGAACUGUUGGGGAAGCGUCAGCCCAGCCAAAAAGCGAAGGAGGUUAUGGAGACCCUUGCGAAGCACUUGUCUGAUGGAAAGACGAGGGAGCUCAUCGGAAUGAAACUCACCCUCACGAACGCGCAAGCCCUGGGCUCUGCUGACGUGGAUGAGGCCGACCGCAACUACGUAGUCACUGGGUUCCUCGGUGAAGGGAGCCGGGCAGUGGUGUUGGAGGUGACAGAAGAGUUUACAAACAAGCCGUACGCUAUGAAGCUGAUAAGGACUCCAAUGUCGCCUGUAGGCCGCAACGCCGCUGCACGGGGACUCGCCAGCCUCAUGGCGACGGUGGGAACCAUGGAAGAGACAACGGCUAUGCUGCAGGCGGUUGGCACUACGAGUCCGAGCGAGGCAGCGGAGACUAGGGGACUCGCAGUGUGUGCGGGAAUUGCAACAAUCAAGGGGGUGCCCUUCGUAAUGGAGUGCCCUUCCGGCUAUGCAUUGAGUGAAGUACAGCUGAUGGAGAGGUUUAAAGGAGAUCUGGCCGGUAUUUUUGGACCCAUGAACCCUCUACCCGUAGAGGCGAAGGUAUAUGCGGGGAGGCGGUUGUUGCUGGAGGUGCUUCAGAUGCAGCGUGCGGGUUUCAGCCACAACGACCUAAAGCUCUCAAACUUUUUCAUGCGGGAUGACGGCUCCUUCUUAUUGGGAGAUUUUGGGGCAGGCACCCUUAUAGGGCAGCCUCUCGACAGUUUAAACGGCCUGACGCCUCAAUACGCAGAGUUGGAAUUGGGUGCUUUCACAGUGGAUGACAAUCCUUUUCGUGUGCCUCCUGUGGUUGAUGAAAAGUCAGACAUGUGGAGUCUGGGAUUAUGUCUCUACAGAAUAUUCACUGAUGGACGCCUUCCUUACGGCCUGAUGGAGUCGCGCAAUCCAGUUGAGACGUUAAAAACUCUUGCGGAACAGAACGUUUCCCCCAAGACGCUGAGGUUGGGGCUGAUGGAGGCAAAUGUGCCGUAUGUCUGGCAGGAUUUGAUCAUGGAUCUUCUGAACGUGGAAAGGAGAAACAGAAUCAACGCGGUAGAGGUCGCAGCCAAUUAUAUCAAUCUUGUCUACUAA
This is a messenger RNA of Eimeria mitis, 1329 nucleotides long. RefSeq lists its product as uncharacterized. Bases 1 to 1329 code for a protein of 442 amino acids. The transcript has 2 exons. The record is from RefSeq and is a predicted model, not a curated record. Gene Ontology annotation, molecular function: protein serine/threonine kinase activity; ATP binding. NCBI's taxonomy places the organism in Eukaryota, Apicomplexa, Conoidasida, Eucoccidiorida, Eimeriidae. Gene Ontology annotation, cellular component: cytoplasm; nucleus. Gene Ontology annotation, biological process: protein phosphorylation; mitotic DNA damage checkpoint signaling.